GCUCCGCGACAGGGAAGGAGCCGGAAGUCCGGCGGGCUCCGGGCGUCGAGAUGGAGGAGGGCGAGUACGAGUCAGUGCUCUGUGUCAAGCCGGAGGUCCACGUCUACCGCAUCCCACCGCGAGCCACCAAUCGUGGUUACAGGGCCGCGGAGUGGCAGCUGGACCAGCCAUCAUGGAGUGGCCGGCUGCGGAUCACUGCAAAAGGGCAGGUGGCCUACAUCAAGCUGGAGGACAGGACCUCAGGGGACCUCUUCGCUCAGGCGCCGGUGGAGCAGUUUCCGGGCACAGCCGUGGAGAGCGUGACGGACUCCAGCAGGUACUUCGUCAUCCGCAUCGAAGAUGGAAACGGGCGCCGGGCCUUUAUCGGAAUCGGCUUCGGGGACCGCGGCGACGCCUUUGACUUCAACGUUGCGUUGCAGGACCAUUUCAAGUGGGUGAGACAGCAGUGUGAGUUUGCGAAACAAGCCCAGAACCCCGACCUGGGCCCCAAGUUGGACCUCGGCUUCAAAGAGGGCCAGACCAUCAAGCUCAGCAUCGCGAACAUGAAGAAGAAGGAAGGAGCAGCCGGGACUCCCCGAGCCCGGCCCGCCAGCACCGGGGGCCUGAGCCUGCUUCCCCCGCCCCCAGGGGGGAAAGCCUCCACCCUGAUCCCUCCCCCCGGCGAGCAGCUGUCUGCGGGGGGGUCCCUCGGCCAGACCGCAGUUGCUCCCGGUUCAGUAGGAGGUGCCACCGUGUCCUGGCCGCAACCCAAGCCUGCCACUCCUGCCAUCGCCGACAUCUGGGGAGACUUCACCAAAUCCACAGGGUCGACUUCCAGCCAGACUCAACCAGGCACAGGCUGGGUCCAGUUCUGAUCUGAGCGCACCUCUUUUUCCUCGUACAAGUUCUGGGGAGGAGCCGCCUCACCGGAGCCAAAGGGAGGAGGCCGGAGCGCUCGGCGGCCAGCCUCUGGAGCAUGACUCUCUCCUCCUCGCCUGACUUCCUUGACACACCGGCGUGUUGGGCAGUGAGUUGGCACCAUGUCACACUGCCUCCUGGGAUGCGGGUGUGCGACCAGAACACAGGCAGAGACAGACUCCAGCAGCCCUGUCUCUGUUCUCUUGACGUGAGAGACUCCGAGACUGCCGCCUCCAUCCCCGUGACCCAUAUUAAACACGAGCCCCCAAAGCAAAAGAGGGGUUGAGUGUGCUGCCUGGACUCAGAUGGGCCCUUCUCAGUGGUCACACGCGUCACAUGAUCAGCGUCCAGAAGGAAGGUUUUGUGAAUGCCCGUUGGCUGGAGCCGCGUCAUUCAAGGUGCCUUCACGGGGUGGGGGGAGGUCCUUCCUGAUUGCUGGCAGGUUUACAGGCUGCAGCCUGAACAGAUAGUCAGGAGGGGGACCAGGAGUAUUAACCAGCUUUUUAAACCUUUUUUUAAUAUUCGCUUUGCUAACAUGCUGAUCUGCACUAACUCGUCCUUGUUAAAGGGGCGGCCCCCGCAAGACACCCCGGCUGGGGCCCCCGAAGGCAUUCCAUGGAGCUGAGCCUCGGGAAGCAGUGUUCAUCCUGGCCGUGUGGCCUGGUGGCCGUGUGGCCUGGAGGCCGGGUGGCCCGGGCCAGCUCGGCCGUGCGGGGCUGAGGCAGGCUCGGCUGGCGGCCAGGCGGGAGAGUGUUCGAGCUGGAGAGUUGGAACUGUUGUCGCGAAGGUGGGGGGCCGGCCUCCCUGGCGCCGCCAGCUCCCCCUGAGCGGUUUCCGAAAGGCCUUGUCUGCAGGCAGACUGUACAUGGCAGACAGGCGGGGUUCUGCGUGAACUGGAAGUCUAGGUAACCGCCUAAAGUAACCGGUUUGUAAGACGUAAUUUUCCCUGCGCACACUUCUAAAUUUGCUUUUAUUGACAUAGUUUACCUCUUAAUUGAAAGAUCUAUUCUUUGAAGGGUCAAGAUGAUGAAAUGAAAAAAAAAAAGUGUUGGCCUUUUCGUGGGACCAGAUUCCUGAGAUAAAUAAAUAUUUUUACUUCUGUCAACGUA
Molecule: messenger RNA, 2006 nt
Organism: Suricata suricatta (meerkat)
Lineage: Eukaryota; Metazoa; Chordata; Mammalia; Carnivora; Herpestidae
Gene: NECAP2
Product: NECAP endocytosis associated 2
Exons: 8
Coding region: 51-854 (267 amino acids)
Biological process (GO): endocytosis
Cellular component (GO): clathrin vesicle coat; membrane
Source: RefSeq, a predicted model, not a curated record